Messenger RNA from Paramuricea clavata, 5841 nucleotides. The record is from the annotation of a GenBank genome assembly. Lineage: Eukaryota; Metazoa; Cnidaria; Anthozoa; Malacalcyonacea; Plexauridae.
AUGGAAAUGGAGAUAAAUUCGAAAAACGCUUUCAAGAAAUACAAGGGGCGUGGGAUCUUUGGGGGAACAGGAACUAGUUCUAUCGCUGACAUCGAAGUCAAUUCAGAGUACCCUCUUGUGUCCUUUAUUACCAUGAUCGCGCCCUCCCCUGAUUGGUUCAUUGGUGUGCACGACUUUAAUUUAUGCAGCACAAUAACGGGAAAAUGGCAAGAUGCGAGAGUGAGCGACCUACCUCCCUAUGACGCAGGCACUGACAGCGGAACUCGGUUUCUAAGUUCGGAUACCAUAACAAAUCCACCAGAAGAUAUUCACCUUCUUACCAAUAACACAGAAGGCUCGUUCAAGGGCGAUAAACCGGUAAGGAGAUUUGGAACUUUCACAUUUGUGAAGACCAGCGACCCCAACCCAAUUAUAAAGCCAUCGUCAACCGUGCGGCAAAGUAAACAAAGUCCUAGUGUAAAUCGUAAAAGCUCUGCUAUCAUGAUUGAUCCCAAAGGAAGUUCCACAACACCAAAAACCAUGCAGCGUAUCCAGUCAAGUGCUAGUGUUAAUGUUAUUGUUAAUGCCAUGAUGAUUGAUCCUAAAGAAAGCUCCAGACCACCUCCAGUCAUGAAACAAAUCCAGUCAAGUACUAGUCUAAACAUUGAAACAUCUACUAUGACGAUUAAUCCCCCCAAAAGCACAAUACCACCUCCACCCAUGCAGCAAAGUCAACCAAAUGCUAAUGUUAAUGCUAUCAUGAUUGAUCCAAAAGGAAGCUCCACAUCAGACCCAACCAUGAAGCAAAUCCAACCGAGUGCCAGUGGAAACAUUAAAAGUUAUACUAUCAAAGAAACCUCCACACCACCUUUAACUAUGCAGCAAAAUCAACCAAGUACCAGUGUUAAUGCUAUUGCUAUCAUGAUUAACCCCAAGGAAAGCUCCGCACUACCUCCAACCAUGAAGCAAAUCCAACUAGGUAGUAGCGUGAACAUUAAAAGUUCUAUGAUCUACCCCAAAAAAAUCACCAUAAUACCUAAAACCGUGCAGCAAAUGCAGAAAAGUGCUAGUAUUAAUGCCAUUGUUAAUGCUAUCAUGAAGAAAGAAAGUUCUACACCACUAACGUUAGCCACGCAGCAAAGUCAACCUAGUACCAAUAUGAACAUUAAAGCUUCUUUUAUUAUAAUUGAUCCCCAAGAAAGCAGCACACCACCUCACACCAUGCAGCAACUCCAACCAAGUGCCAGUGUUAAUGCUAUUGCUAAUGCUAUCAUGAUUGAUCCAAAAGAAAGCUUAAGAACACCUCUAUCCACGAAGAAAAUCCAAAAAAGUGCUAGUGUUAAUGAUAAAAGUUCUGCUAUCAUGAUUGACCCCAACGAAAGCACAACACCUGAAAAAACUGCGCAGCAAAUCCAUCCACGUGCUAGUGUUAAUGCUAUCGUGAUUCAUCCUAAAGAGAGCUCCCCACCACCUCAAAGCACGCAGCGAAUUCAACCUAGUGCUAGUGUGAACAUUAAAAUCUCUUCUAUAAUGAUUGAUCCCAAAGAAAGCACCACACGACCUAAGACCAUACAACAAAUGCAACAAAGUGCUAGUGUUAAUGCUAUUGCUAUUGCUAACGCUAUAGCUAAUGCUAUUGCUAAUGCUAUCAUGAUUGAUCCCAAAGAAAACUCCACACCACCUCCGACUUUGAAUCAAAUCCAACUUAGUGCUAGUGUGAACAUUAAAAGUUCUUCUACUAUGAUUGAUCCCAAAGAAAGCAUCACAUCACCAAAAACCAUGGAACAAAUGCAACCAAGUGCUAGUGUCAACGCAAUGGCUAAUGCUAUCAUCAUUGAUCCUAAAGAAAGUUCCGCACCACCUCCAACAAUGAAUCAAAUCCAACUUAGUUCUAGUGUAAACAUUAAAAGUUCUUCUAUUAUGGCUGAUCCCAAAGUAAGCACCACACGACCUAAAACCGUUCAGCAAAUGCAACCAAUGCCUAGUGUUAAUGCAAUGGCUAAUGCUAUCAUGAUUGAUACCAAAGAAAUUAGUUCCACACCACCUCUAACAAUGACGAAUGUCCAACCUAAUGCUAGUGUAAACAUUAAAGAUUCUUCUAUUUUGAUUGAUCCAAAAGAAAGCACCAUAUCACCUAAAACCAUGCAGCAUGUGCAACCAAGUGGCAGUGUUAACCUAAUGGUUAAUGCUAUCAUGAUUGAUCCCAAAGAAAGUUCCACACCGCCUCCAACCAUGACAAAAAUCCAACCUAGUGCUGGUGUAAACAUUAAAGAUUCUUCUAUUUUGAUUGAUCCAAAAGAAAGCACCAUAUCACCUAAAACCAUGCAGCAUGUGCAACCAAGUUCCAAUGUUAACCUAAUGGUUAAUGCUAUCAUGAUUGAUCCCAAAGAAAGUUCCACACCACCUCCAACCAUGACAAAAAUCCAACCUAGUGCUGAUGUAAACAUUAAAGGUUCUUCUAUUAUGAUUGAUCUCAAAGAAAGGACCACAUUACCUAAAACCAUGCAGCAAAUGCAACCAAGUGCCAGUGUUAACCUAAUGGUUAAUGCUAUCAUGACUGAUCCCAAAGAAAGUACAACACCACCCCCAACCAUGAAGAAAAUCCAGCCUAGUGCUGGUGUAAACAUUAAAGAUUCUGCUAUUUUGAUUGAUCCAAAAGAAAGCACCAUAUCACCUAAAACCAUGCAGCAAAUGCAACCAAGUGCCAGUGUUAACCUAAUGGUUAAUGCUAUCAUGAUUGAUCCCAAAGAAAGUACAACACCACCUCCAACCAUGAAGAAAAUCCAACCUAGUGCAGGUGUAAACAUUAAAGAUUCUGCUAUUUUGAUUGAUCCAAAAGAAAGCACCAUAUCACCUAAAACCAUGCAGCCAAUGCAACCAAGUGCCAGUGUUAACCUAAUGGUUAAUGCUAUCAUGAUUGAUCCCAAAGAAUGUUCCACACCACCUCCAACCAUGACAAAAAUCCAACCUAGUGCUGGUGUAAACAUUAAAGAUUCUGCUAUUUUGAUUGAUCCAAAAGAAAGCACCAUAUCACCUAAAACCAUGCAGCCAAUGCAACCAAGUGCCAGUGUUCACCUAAUGGUUAAUGCUAUCAUGAUUGAUCCCAAAGAAAGUUCCACACCACCUCCAACCAUGAAGCAAAUCCAACCUAGUGCUGGUGUAAACAUUAAAGAUACUUCUAUUUUGAUUGAUCCAAAAGAAAGCACCAUAUCACCUAAAACCAUGCAUCAAAUGCAACCAAGUGCCAGUGUUAACCUAAUGGUUAAUGCUAUCAUGAUUGAUCCCAAAGAAAGUUCCACACCACCUCCAACCAUGAAGAAAAUCCAACCUAGUGCUGGUGUAAACAUUAAAGAUUCUUCUAUUUGUAUUGAUCCAAAAGAAAGCACCAUAUCACCUAAAACCAUGCAGCAAAUGCAACCAAGUGCCAGUGUUAACCUAAUGGUUAAUGCUAUCAUGAUUGAUCCCAAAGAAAGUACAACACCACCUCCAACCAUGAAGAAAAUCCAACCUAGUGCAGGUGUAAACAUUAAAGAUUCUGCUAUUUUGAUUGAUCCAAAAGAAAGCACCAUAUCACCUAAAACCAUGCAGCCAAUGCAACCAAGUGCCAGUGUUCACCUAAUGGUUAAUGCUAUCAUGAUUGAUCCCAAAGAAAGUUCCACACCACCUCCAACCAUGAAGCAAAUCCAACCUAGUGCUGGUGUAAACAUUAAAGAUACUUCUAUUUUGAUUGAUCCAAAAGAAAGCACCAUAUCACCUAAAACCAUGCAGCAAGUGCAACCAAGUGCCAGUGUUAACCUAAUGGUUAAUGCUAUCAUGAUUGAUCCCCAAAAAAGUACAACACCACCUCCAACCAUGACGAAAAUCCAACCUAGUGUUGGUGUAAACAUUAAAGAUUCUUCUAUUUUGAUUGAUCCAAAAGAAAGCACCAUAUCACCUAAAACCAUGCAGCAAAUGCAACCAAGUUCCAGUGUUAACGUAAUGGUUAAUGCUAUCAUGAUUGAUCCCAAAGAAAGUACAACACCACCUCCAACCAUGAAGAAAAUCCAACCUAGUGCUGGUGUAAACAUUAAAGAUACUUCUAUUUUUAUUGAUCCAAAAGAAAGCACCAUAUCACCUAAAACCAUGCAGCAAGUGCAACCAAGUGCCAGUGUUAACCUAAUGGUUAAUGCUAUCAUGAUUGAUCCCCAAAAAACUAUAACACCACUUCCAACCAUGACGAAAAUCCAACCUAGUGUUGGUGUAAACAUUAAAGAUUUUUCUAUUUUGAUUGAUCCAAAAGAAAGCAACAUAUCACCUAAAACCAUGCAGCCAAUGCAACCAAGUGCUAGUGUUCACCUAAUGGUUAAUGCUAUCAUGAUUGAUCCCAAAGAAAGUUCCACACCACCUCCAACCAUGAAGAAAAUCCAACCUAGUGCUGGUGUAAACAUUAAAGAUUCUUCUAUUUGUAUUGAUCCAAAAGAAAGCACCAUAUCACCUAAAACCAUGCAUCAAAUGCAACCAAGUGCCAGUGUUAACCUAAUGGUUAAUGCUAUCAUGAUUGAUCCCAAAGAAAGUUCCACACCACCUCCAACCAUGAAGAAAAUCCAACCUAGUGCUGGUGUAAACAUUAAAGAUACUUUUAUUUUGAUUGAUCCAAAAGAAAGCACCAUAUCACCUAAAACCAUGCAGCAAGUGCAACCAAGUGCCAGUGUUAACCUAAUGGUUAAUGCUAUCAUGAUUGAUCCCCAAAAAAGUACAACACCACCUCCAACCAUGACGAAAAUCCAACCUAGUGUUGGUGUAAACAUUAAAGAUUCUUCUAUUUUGAUUGAUCCAAAAGAAAGCACCAUAUCACCUAAAACCAUGCAGCAAAUGCAACCAAGUUCCAGUGUUAACGUAAUGGUUAAUGCUAUCAUGAUUGAUCCCAAAGAAAGUACAACACCACCUCUAACCAUGAAGAAAAUCCAACCUAGUGAUGGUGUAAACAUUAAAGAUACUUCUAUUUUGAUUGAUCCAAAAGAAAGCACCAUAUCACCUAAAACCAUGCAGCAAGUGCUACCAAGUGCCAGUGUUAACCUAAUGGUUAAUGCUAUCAUGAUUGAUCCCCAAAAAACUACAACACCACUUCCAACCAUGACGAAAAUCCAACCUAGUGUUGGUGUAAACAUUAAAGAUUUUUCUAUUUUGAUUGAUCCAAAAGAAAGCACCAUGUCACCUAAAACCAUGCAACAAAUGCAACCAGGGGCUAGUGUUAACACAAUGGUUAAUGAUAUCAAGAUUGAUCACAAAGCAAAUUCCACACCACCUCCAACCAUGACGGAAAUCCAACCUAGUGCUAGUGUGAACAUUAAAAGUGCUUCUAUUUUGAUUGAUACCAAAAAAGCCUCCACACCACCUCCACCUAAGCAACAAAGUCAACCAAUCGCUAGUGUUAAUGCUAUUGCUAAAGCUAUCAUUAUGUAUGCCAAAAAAAGCUACAAACCACCACCAAAAACCAUGCAGCGAAUCCAACCGAGUUCUAGUGUUAUUGUCAAUGCUAUCAUGGUUAAUCACAAAGAAAGCCCCAGAACACAUUCACCCAUGAAACAAAUCCAAGCAAAUUCUAGUGUUAAUGUUAAAAGUUCUACGAUCAUGAUUGAUACCAACGAAAGCACAACGCCUACUAAAUCCAUACAGCAACUUCAACCAAGUGCUAGUGUUAAUGCUGUUCCUAAUGCUAUUAUGAUUGAUCCCAAAGAAAGCUACAUAUCACUUUCGACCAUGCAACAAAUCCAACCAAGUGCUAGUGUGAAUGUUAAAAACUCAUAUUAUACAAAACUGAAUGUCUCCACUCAAACAUUGAACCAAACAGAAACAAUUACCGCCCAGCAAGUGUUCAGAUGA